AUAAUGAAAUAAACCUUAAUAUAUUUUUUUGGUAAGAAAUAAACCUGAAAUUUGACUUGAAUGAAUGACAAUGAGAACAUAAGAAAGAAAAAUACAAAUCCGUGAUCUCCAAUCUCCAUCUUCUUCUGUAACUCCCCCAACAACCAAUCUAACCAAAAAAAAAAAAACCUAACCCUCUUUAACAAACCCCACUUUCCUAAUUUACCUUUCCACAAAAAUUCCAACAUUCAAUUACUAAGAAUCAACAACAAUUCUGGAGCAAAUUUUUGGAAAUUUCUGAUCUGGGUUUUCAAUUUUACAUCUUCAAUUUUAUUUAUCUAUCUAUUACUUCGAUGUGCAUCAUCAACAUAGAGUUUCAAAAAUCCAAGAUCUUCAACGACCCAGUAACGCAAUUAGUUUCAAAAUCCAAACUUUAACCAAACCCACUUCUCAAAAUCUAAACUUUCAUAUGCCCACGUAGUGAAAUCAGUUAUGGGAGCUGAAAAAAAAUGGCUUUUCACGCUAUUCAGUGCAGCAGUUUUAUCUCUAAUGCUUUUGUUAAUGUCUUCUUUUUCAACUUUCAGUUCUCAAAAGCCUUUUCCAUCUUUUGUUCAACAUGGUUCUCAUUACCCUCCUGCUUUUGCAUACUUCAUCUCUGGUGGACAUGGUGAUAAAGACCGGAUCUUUCGUUUGUUGUUGGCUGUUUAUCAUCCGAGGAACCGUUAUUUGCUUCAUCUUGGUAUGGAUGCUAGGAAUGAAGAGAGACAGGGUUUGGCUGAUGCUGUUAGUUCUGUUCCCGCGAUUCGGGCUUUCGGGAAUGUUGAUGUGGUUGGCAAGGCUGAUUGGAUCACUUAUUUGGGUUCUUCCAAUGUUGCUAUUACGCUACGUGCUGCUGCUAUUAUGCUUAAAUUGGAUAGUGGAUGGAAUUGGUUUAUCACUUUGAGUGCUCGUGAUUAUCCUCUCAUUACACAGGAUGAUCUAUCCCAUGUUUUCUCCUCCGUGAAUAGAGACCUCAAUUUCAUUGAUCAUACUGGUGACCUUGGAUGGAAAGAGAGUGACAGAUUCAAGCCUAUUGUAGUUGAUCCAGGAACAUAUUUAGCAAGGAGAAGUCAAAUUUUUCAAGCUACAGAGAAGAGAGCAACACCUGAUGCAUUCAAACUCUUCACUGGUUCGCCGUGGGUCACAUUGAGCCGACCCUUUCUGGAGUUCUGCAUUUUCGGUUGGGAUAAUUUACCACGAACGCUACUAAUGUAUUUUACAAAUGUUAAGUUAUCUCAAGAAGGCUACUUUCACUCAGUCAUUUGCAAUGCACCCGAAUAUAAGAACACAACAGUGAAUGGUGACUUACGAUACAUGAUAUGGGACAAUCCUCCAAAGAUGGAACCACUCUUCCUUAAUACAUCUGUUUAUGAUAUGAUGGCAGAAAGUGGAGCAGCAUUUGCAAGACAGUUCGAGGCUAAUAACCCCGUGCUGGAUAUGAUUGACAAAAAAAUUCUCCAACGUGGUGGUCGCAACCGAGCUGCACCAGGGGCAUGGUGCUCCGGUCGGAGGAGCUGGUGGGUGGAUCCGUGCUCACAGUGGGGUGAUGUCAAUAUUCUUAAGCCAGGUCCUCAGGCUAAGAAGCUUGAGGCAUCUGUUUCUAGCCUUCUUGAUGACUGGACCGCACAGACAAAUCAGUGCCAGUGAUCACAGCAUAGACACUAAGAAUAGAAACCAUUGUAGGAAGCUGCGCAGUCUAUCUAUUGCACUGACCAGUAGAAUUUGCCAUUUAUUUUGAAAGAAAAACACAUUCUUUGGUCACCAAAGUGUAAUAUCAAUCAUGAGAGGUGGGGCUCUGUGCAUAAGAAACAAGAGUUGAGAGUUGGAAUGGGGAAGGGAAAUGCAUUUUGAUGAGCCUGGGGUGCUGUAUUGUUUUGGAGGCUUGAUAUUUAUGGUAGAUCCUCCAAUGAUGCCUUUGAAUCAAGUGGGAGGAUAUUCCUCUUGCUUUUCACUUUCAUAAAUGUUGUAUGUUCUAUAUAUGUCUCAUCUGUACGAUUCGAGCAGGAUAGCUAGCUCAUUCUUUUUGGAUUAUGAAUAUGAUUGUCAUUUUCCAUUCUCCAAUCAAUCUUUUCCUUUUGGCACUUGUUA
Medicago truncatula (barrel medic) is the source of this 2106-nucleotide messenger RNA. Its product is annotated as beta-glucuronosyltransferase GlcAT14A. Gene Ontology annotation, molecular function: glucuronosyltransferase activity. Gene Ontology annotation, cellular component: membrane. The transcript is spliced from 4 exons. Lineage: Eukaryota; Viridiplantae; Streptophyta; Magnoliopsida; Fabales; Fabaceae. The record is from RefSeq and is a predicted model, not a curated record. The coding region runs from base 472 to 1665 and encodes 397 amino acids.